Messenger RNA from Mitosporidium daphniae, 1542 nucleotides. RefSeq lists its product as uncharacterized. Gene Ontology annotation, molecular function: amino acid transmembrane transporter activity. The record is from RefSeq and is a predicted model, not a curated record. The transcript has a single exon. Gene Ontology annotation, biological process: amino acid transmembrane transport. The coding region runs from base 1 to 1542 and encodes 513 amino acids. Lineage: Eukaryota; Fungi; Microsporidia.
AUGACGGCUACAACCAUUCAUUAUCAGGGGUUUUCAUCCCUCCAGCAGCUUGCCUUAGAGGACAAAGAUCGCGAUGAACGCAACAAAAGCCAAUUCGUUGAUGUUAUUUUGGAUGAACUCAUUACUGCCUCAAUGGGCGAUAAUAUAUCCGCUGGCUCGCAUUCUGAAUUAGCAUCCAUGGUAUCCCAUACUGAUAUUGUGAUCCCGCCCACAAGCGUACUUGGAGAAAGCAUUUUAGAUGGCGCACUAGUGCCUGCAGAGCAGGAGGCUCCCUCAAAGUUUGCCACCUUUGGCGCUGUAGACGAUGAUAAAGCCGAGCGUUCUUUUGUGCAAGAUGAAAAGCUUGUCCUUGCAAACGCUUUUUCUUCUGGUGUGAACUUGCUSAAGACAUUUAUUGGUGCUGGAAUCAUUUCAUUGCCAUUGGCACUUGCCUCUUUUGGCCUUCUAACUGGUAUAAUCCUUCUUGUGAUUGCAGGCUUUACGGCUCUACUUGGCCUUUAUUUUUACAUUUACGCUGCAGUACAGGUUGGCGGUAGGAAUGUUACACCCCAGUCGUUUGCCUCGAUUUCUUGGCCAUUUCUUGGAUAUCUGCUAAGUAUUUCCAUCUUUUUCAAAAACAUUGGAGUGGGUCUCGCAUAUCUUUUGCUGAUUGGAAAUAUUAUGUCCACGCUGAUGCAAGGCUUUCUUGGUGGCUCAGGCUUUUGGACAAAUCCCCGCAUCUGGAUUUCCACUUUUAUGGUCGCCAUCAUCGGCCCGCUCAGCUUCCUACGGCGGCUGGACCAUCUAAAAUAUUCAUCGUCAUUGGGCCUUGUUUCUGUUGCCUAUCUUUUGGGAUUGUCUAUUUUCCACUUUUUUGCUAUUGGCAUAAGUCCCUCAUCGGCCGCUGUGAUUCGACUGUUUGCCCCUUUUUCUAUGAAGGCGCUUUCUAGAUUUGGGAUCUUUGUUUUUGCUUUUACUUGCCAUCAAAAUAUUUUGCCAAUUUAUAAUGAGACUCGUCGAAAUUCGAUCAAGGAGCUAAUGUAUCUUUGUGCUGUCUGUGUUGCCAUCAGCCUGGCCAUUUAUGUCUCUUACGGAACAUUUUCAUAUCUCUGCUAUGCAGACGUGCUUAUCAAUGGAUCGAUGUUCUCAUACUAUCCACAGGACGAAAUUCCUUUCCAAAUUGCCCGGGUCCUGUUUACCCUUUUGCUUGCCUUUUCCUAUCCGCUGCAAGUUGUCCCUUUCCGCAUGGCCUCGAAUUUUUUGUUUAGAGGCGGAAAGAAGGAAACCAUACUUUCGCAUGUGCUUUUCACUUCCUUUAUACUGGGGUUCACUUUUAGCAUAUCAAUGUUCUUGCCGGACCUUUCCAACGUGCUCUCUUUGGUUGGGUCGAUGACGUCCUCUGUGAUUUGCUACAUUGUUCCCUCGCUGUUUUAUCUUUCGAUUACAAGUGGCCGCCCUUUCUGGGCUGCCAAAAGACAUUGGGCCUGUUUACUGCUUCUUUUUGGCAUGUUAGUGUUUCUAUGUUGUACGUCCAUGUCGAUCAUGAACUUUAUUACAAAUUAA